AUGGUGACCCCGCCGAACAACUACGCGGACGUCGGCGUCUCUCAAAAAGCGGCCAAGCAAGUCCUCCUGUCGUUUUUUGGCACCAUCGCUUCCGCGACGUUUCUCCUCGUCGGCAGCUCAGCCGCGUUCAACGUCGUCGGGAAACAACUCGUGAAAACGAACAAAAAACGUACCGGGAGGAAGUGCAACUUGUGCGACGGGUUACGGUUUAUAUCGUGCGGGACGUGCAAAGGGAGAGGCGCUUUGGAGUGGCAACCGAUACGAGAGGCGGAGAUGGAGAGGGUGUGCCUGUGCCCGACGUGUUCGGGGACGAAGAUGAGCAAGUGUUUACGAUGCGUAGGUAUUGGAUACUUGUGA
Molecule: messenger RNA, 357 nt
Organism: Bathycoccus prasinos
Lineage: Eukaryota; Viridiplantae; Chlorophyta; Mamiellophyceae; Mamiellales; Bathycoccaceae
Exons: 1
Coding region: 1-357 (118 amino acids)
Source: RefSeq, a predicted model, not a curated record